Molecule: messenger RNA, 1413 nt
Organism: Danaus chrysippus (African queen)
Lineage: Eukaryota; Metazoa; Arthropoda; Insecta; Lepidoptera; Nymphalidae
Source: the annotation of a GenBank genome assembly
CUGGUGUGGGGCGGCCGUCGCGAGGGUGUAGAGGGAGGCUCGGUCGGCCCUCGCCCCGCGGCCGUGAACUGGAACUUCGAAAACUUCCACCGUAUUGUGUUUACAUUGAACUUUGUUAUGUUAAGAGGUUUGCUUCAACAGACUUUAAUCGAUGAUAACACAGUCAAUGUCAGCUUAAAAGAAAACAUACACUCACCGCCGACUCAAGCUCUAUGCGAGCGUUCCACACAGACAAAUUUAAAUGAAAACUUCCAAGUGAAGUCCGAACCUAGGUCGGAAACACCGUUGAUAGUUAAAGAGGAAUGCUGCGAUGAAGAUAUUCUGAAUAACAUACCAUCUGAUCCCAGCGAGGAUGAAUUACUAAUAGAAAUCAAAAAGAAAAAAAAGCCUAGAAAAGUCAAUAGUAAUAUCAAUGAAAAGAAAGAUAAAAGAAAUAGGAAAAGAAAGGAAAAACAGGACUGGCCGGACGAUGGGUUUGAUAAUGACUUAGAUUUAGGUGUUAUUAAAAAAGAAGUUGAUUUAGUUAAACAAGAAGAACCAGAUUACACUUGCUGCAUGUGUUUCGAGAAGUGCGCCAAUAAGACGGAAAUGUUGCAACAUUAUAAGCAGCAUGGUGAUUCAGCGACGGCCCCACAGACUGCGCCACCGCCUCCACCAGGCGACGUGCAGCGCUGUCUGCGGUGUCAAAAGGUGGUUUCCGGAGGUUUAGCUGAGUGGUCGGAGCAUUGGAAGCGUCAUUACGCCAGAGACACGAGGCCCUACAGAUGUGUGAUCUGUGCUAGAACAUUCAGAGAUCACAAUCUUAUAUUGAAACAUGGUCUCACUCAUCAAGCGGAUAUCGAGGACAAGCCCGGAGCCCCGGGGGGCGGAGUCCUACCAGAUAAACGUUUCGUUUGCGACGUCUGUCCCGAAGGCUUUCCAUAUCUCCGUUGUCUAUUAGCCCAUAGGACUACGGCCCAUCCGGAAGCCCUAAACCGAGCCGCGAGACUCCGCUGCGGGGUCUGCGCCCGGGGCUUCGCCCACUGCAACUCAUUAAGAAGACACCUCAGAGCACAUUCCGGUGAAAGGAAUUUCCUUUGCAAUGUAUGCGGCAAAGCUCUAACAUCGAGGGAGCAUCUCAAGUUUCAUAUACGGAUUCACACCGGCUACAAGCCUAAUGUAUGCAAAGUAUGCGGAAAAGGUUUUGUGAAGAAGUGUAAUUUAACAUUACACGAACGAGUGCAUUCAGGUGAAAAGCCUCAUGUUUGCCCGCACUGUGGAAAGGCUUUCUCACAGAGAUCGACAUACCACAGCGGAGCUCGUCCUUAUACUUGCGGUUUGUGUGGUCGGGGCUUUGUGGCUAAAGGUCUUCUGUCGAUGCAUUUGAAGAGCACCUGCGUCGAUACAACGCAGGCUAGACCGCAACAAAAGUAA